This is a messenger RNA of Phialemonium atrogriseum, 1388 nucleotides long. RefSeq names its product PQ loop repeat-domain-containing protein. Gene Ontology annotation, cellular component: membrane. Lineage: Eukaryota; Fungi; Ascomycota; Sordariomycetes; Cephalothecales; Cephalothecaceae. The transcript has 3 exons. The record is from RefSeq and is a predicted model, not a curated record. Bases 268 to 1251 code for a protein of 327 amino acids.
UCUUGGGCUGAGUGUUUUCUCUUCUUCCACUCCCUCUUUGCUCACGUUGACUCUUUAAACCCCGCCCACCCCUUUUUUUGAUUUGAUUUGUAAGGUCUAACCAACCAUUUACACUAUUUACUUUAGAUAUCCUUAGAUGAUGGUUGUAGCAGACGACAGUUGAGGGAGACUGGAGAAGUCGCUGUUUGAGAGCCAUAUUUGCCACCGUAUUAGCGCAGGGAGAAGGCAAACAAAACCAAAAAAAAAAGCCCAUCAUCCCUCCAACAAAUGGCGCCUCCUACGGCGCCGCUGAACCUCGAUGUCGAGGCAAUCUCGGGCAUCUGCGGCUCCAUCUCAAUCGCAUGCUGGGUGGUGGUCUUCUCGCCGCAAAUAGUGGAGAACUUCCGCCGCGGCAGCGCCGACGGCCUCUCCCUCCAGUUCCUCAUCGUCUGGCUGUUGGGGGACGUCUUCAACAUCCUCGGCGCCGUCCUGCAGGGGGUUCUCCCCACCAUGGUCAUCCUGGCCAUCUACUACACCAUCGCCGACAUCGUCCUGCUGUCCCAGUGCUUCUACUACCGCGGCUUCACGUGGCGGGACGAGGUCGCGCCGCCGCCGGCGAAGCUUAGGACACGUAGGCUAGGUGAUCCCGACGAACGGACCGGUCUGCUGUCGGCCAGUGCGGUUCCCCUGGCGCCGACGACUACUAGCAGCAGCAGCAGCCAUGAGCACCCCCACCACCAAGCGCCCGACUGGUCGUCCAACCUGUCGCAUCUCUCGCCCGCCGUCCCACUCGUCAACGACGGCACCCUGGCCUUCAACGUCUGGGGCCAGGUGUUUGGGUGGCUGUGCGCGGUGCUGUACCUCGGGUCGCGGCUGCCGCAGCUGCUGCUCAACUGGCGGCGCAAGUCGACCGAGGGCGUCAGCAUGCUGUUCUUCCUGUUCGCCUGCCUCGGCAACCUGACCUACGUGCUGUCCAUCUUCGCCUUCGAGCCCCGGUGCCGCGCCGGGGGCCCGGGGACCAAGUGCCUGCCCGGCGAGGCGAGCACGAUCUACGGCCGGUACAUGCUGGUGAACCUCUCCUGGCUGGCUGGGAGCGCAGGGACCCUGUUGCUGGACAUGGCCAUCUUUGUGCAGUUCUUUAUCUACAGCCAGGCCGAUGAUGAGGAUGACGAGAGCGAGGAGAGUGAGGACGGAUCUGAUGAAGAUGUGGAGGGAAACGGGUGGGAUGAGAGGCCCGUGUUGCAGAGAGAUACUUCUGACCUUUCACGAUGAAGGAGGCUUGCUUAAUCGAGUCUUUCUUGCUCUAAGACGGUUGGGAAUCAUGCCUUUAUAAAGAUAGGGCGUGGGGGGAAAUCACAGGCUUCAGGACAUCCGUCCCGGAAAAAGGAGGCAACUGCCAAACUACUCUU